AUGGAGAGCCAAAUUGCAUCUGCAGCGUACGCGGCUGAAGACGUAAUCGAAUCUCAUGUCGUCGACCAAAUUCAACCCGCAGGCCAUCGUCUCCAGAAAGUAGUAACAGAUAUUAGAAAAAAGGUUGCUAAGAUUGUGCGCUCAAAGAAGGCUAUAAAAAAUGAAAUUGCCAUGCUUGAUCUCCAGAUGGUAAUAGAAGACAUGGAUUCUAUCAAGAAAAAGGUUAUGGAGUUCAGAGAUGAAAUUGGAUCCAACGAACUUGAUAUGCAACCCACAUCUACUACUUCAUCGAGUACACCUUUUAUUACCACCGGCAAGAAUACUAUGGUCGGAUUUGACGAACAGUUGCUUCAACUUUUGGACAAGCUCACGGGGCAAAGGUCUAACCGGCAAAUCAUUCCAAUCGUUGGCAUGGGCGGCAUUGGUAAGACUACUCUCGCCAAAAAUUCUUACGAGCAUUCACUUAUUGUGCACCAUUUUGAUAUUCGCACUUGGGUUACUAUAUCUCAAAAGUAUAAUGUCAAACAACUUCUCUUGCAACUUCUUUCAAUGAUAAGUAGUGAAAUCAAUAGUGAAGACGAUGAGCAAUUGUUAGGACAAAAGUUGCACAAAAUACUAUGGGGUCGGAGAUAUUUGAUUGUAAUUGAUGAUAUUUGGGGCAUUGAAGCUUGGGAUAGUUUAAAUCUUUUCUUUCCGGAAAACAAUAAUGGAAGUCGAAUUGUUGCGACUACAAGGAUAUCGAAUGUGGCUACUCACUUCGACUCCUCAUUGUUUGAGUUGAGUUUUCUAGAUGAGGAUAAAAGUUGGGAGCUAUUUUGCAAAAAAACAUUUGGUGAGGCCGGUUGCCCUCUUGAACUAGAGGACGUUGGAAAGGAGAUUGUUCAAAAAUGCAAAGGACUUCCUCUUUCGAUUAGUGUGAUUGGUGGACUUCUUGGAACGUCUCAUAUGACGCAAAAAUAUUGGAAAACCAUUUCAAAAGAUUUAACCUCAUUUCUCAACUCUCGAGAGGACGAGAAUUGCUUGAGUAUAUUAUCUUUGAGUUACACAUACUUGCCUGCUCAUCUUAAACCAUGUUUUCUCUACAUGGGAAUUUUCCCGGAAGACCAUAAGAUUCUUGUCUCGCGAUUGACCAAACUUUGGGUGGCUGAAGGAUUUAUAAAAUCAAAUGAAUCACAAAGCUUGGAAGAGAUUGCACGAGGUUACGUAAAUGAUCUCAUUGAUAGAAAUCUCAUUUUAAAACAUACAAUGGGAUCGAAUGGAAAUGUGAAAAAUUGCAUGAUCCAUGAUCUUCUGAGAGACUUAUGUGUAAAGGUAGCUCAUAAAGAAGAGUUUAUCUGUGUGAUCGAAGGCAUUCCACGAGGAACAGAAAGGGUACAUCGUAUUGUAUGUGAUAAAAAACUUCAAUCGAAGUAUCCGUUUCGUGUCUUUUAUACUUUGCGAUUGGCACCACUUACCCGUACAUGGGUAACAAGCAUAGAUGGUCGAUUUUCCAAAAAUAGAUUGCUCAGAGUAAUGUCCUUCAACAAUGGGGCCAAGAAAAAAUAUUUACACAGACAUAUUGUUGAUCAAGUGAACAUGCGGUAUCUUGCUACCAGUUUCAAGAUACCCUCUCUUGGUGUCAUGCUUCCUUCAUCAAUAGACAUUGUAUGGAAUUUGCAAACACUAAUUAUCAGAGGGAGAGUUAACGCACCAUCUGAAAUAUGGGAGAUGCGACAACUGAGGCAUGUGGAUAUAUGGGAGCUACAUCUUCAUGAUCCUCCUCCUCGGAGUGGUGACCAACAACAGGAUGAUUUUGUUUUGCAAAAUCUGCAGACACUAAAGAAUGUAAAAAACUUCGUGUGGAGCGAGGAGGCUUGUAAGAGAGUCGUCAACGUCAGGAAAUUGAAACUAGAGUAUGGCAUUGACGGGAAAAUGUCAAAUAAUGACUACCAGCUGUACAAUGUUAGCCAGUUGCACAAACUUGAAUCACUUUCAUGCGUAUCAUACUGUAAGGAUGAGAGGUUGAGAAAGCUUACAUUCCCAAGUUCGCUCAAGAAGUUGAGAUUAGAAGGUUUCAUGGUUCGUUAUCAAGAUUUAACAGUCAUUGGUUCGUUACCUUGUCUUGAAGUUCUAAAAUUAUUAGAUAGUUCGAUCAAGGAACCCGAAUGGAAUCCUGUCGAGGGGGAAUUCCUUCGCCUGAAAUUCCUCUUAUUACUUUGGAGUGGUCUGGUUUCAUGGAAUGUAGAGAGCUCCCAUUUUCCAGUUUUGGAGAAACUUGUUCUUCUACAUAUGGAAGAAUUGGAAGGAAUCCCUUUAGAUAUUGGAGAAAUACCAACGCUUCGACUUCUUGAAUUGAAAUCUUGCAAUGAGUCUAUGAUUAUGUCGGCUAUCAAAAUAGCGGAGGAACAAGAAGAUGCUGGCAAUGAGAUACUUCAAGUUCGAGUUGAGUUCUUUUCGGAGUACCUAUUAGAGCGGUUUAAAAAGAAGAUGAAACAAUCAGGAGAUCACAACUUGACAAGAAAUAAUUUACAAGUCGUUACAAAAAAAUAUGGUCCCAUUGGCUCAUAA
Messenger RNA from Erythranthe guttata (spotted monkey flower), 2547 nucleotides. Its product is annotated as putative late blight resistance protein homolog R1A-3. The record is from RefSeq and is a predicted model, not a curated record. NCBI's taxonomy places the organism in Eukaryota, Viridiplantae, Streptophyta, Magnoliopsida, Lamiales, Phrymaceae.